UCUGGGGGAGUGGAGCCUAGUCGUUAGGUAGAGGGUCGCCUGGGCCCUUGGAUGCGGAGUGGAGGGCGCCAGAGGCCGAGGACUGGCUUUCUUCGUGGGGGAGAACUAGAGCUCCCAAGGCAGGGCAGUGAUACUCAUCCUGAGGGGAAGGCUGCAAUUCAACAGGGGAAGGUCUUGAGGGGCAGGCAGCAAUUUAACAAGGGAAGAAUCAAGGGGGAAGGCGGCAAUUCAACAGGUGAAGAGAUCUUGAGGGGAAGGCAGCAAUUUGACAGGUGAAACUUCUCGAGUGAAAGGCUGUAAUUCAACAGGUGAUAUCUUGAAGGGAAAGCUGCAAUUCAACAGGUGAAGAGGUCUUGAGGGAAAGGCAGCAAUUCAACAGGUGAAGAACUUCAGUGGAAGGCAGCAAUUCAACAGUGAUGGAAUCUUGAAGGGGAGGCAGCAAUUCAACGGGAAGAUCUUGAAGGAAAGGCAGCAAUUCAUCAGGGAGGCUCUUGAGGGGAAGGCAGCAAUUGGAGAGGUGAAGCCUCUUGAGGGGAAUUGCAAUUCAACAGGUGAAGAAUCUUGAGCGGAAGACUGCAAAUCCAGAGGGGAAGAGGUCUUGAGGGGAACUGCUAUUCAACGGGAAGAAUCUUGAGAGGAAGGUGGCCAUUCAGCAGGUGAAGAUCUUGAGGGGAAGGCAGCAAUUCAACAGGUGAAGCUUGAAGGGAAUUGCUGUUCAACAGGGAAAGCUCUUGACGGGAAGGCUGCAAUUCAACAGUGGGACCUCAAGGAGGAAAGCAGCAAUUCAACAGGAGAAGCUCUUGAGGGGAAGGUGGCAAUUCCACAGGUGAAGCUCUGCCGCCUUCUUGAAGUGGUUACAGACCUUGGCAACCUGAGCAGAAUAUAUAUAUAUAUAUAUAUAUAUAUAUUUGCUCUAACCACUAGGAAGGGCUCUUUUUCCCUGAGACCCACGGAGGCUGGAGGGUGUAGUGGUGAGAGCUAUUCGCCAUGGAAGACCCUGAGGAGACGUUUGGCGGUGAUGGGGACCCCAACCCGGCCCCCUACGAGGAGCUGGUCUCUGCCAUGGCUGGUGGGCUCUAUGGGGAGCUGGAGCGGCUGGUCGGGGCCCAUGGGACAGGGGCAGUGUCAGGGCUCUUGCCUCAACUGGUCUCGGUCCUGGAGUCACUGCAAGGGGCCUGCGGACAAGUCCGAGAGCGGGACCAGGCGCUGGAGCGGUUGCGGGAUGACCGGCUCCGACUCCUGGAGCAGUACGAACGGGAACGGUCCGGGCGCAAGCGGGCCGAAGAGCGGUUCAUGGAGCUGGAGGACGCCAUGGAGCAGGAACGCAAGGCGCAUGUGAUAGCCAUGAACCGGCUUGAAGGGCAGACCCGUACCUUGGAUGGGAAAGCAAGGAGCUACGCUGAUCAGGUGGCCAGCCUGGAGGAGCAAAAAUCUUCAUUGCUUAAAGAGCUCUCAACUCUCAGUCAGACCCACUCGAAGAUGAUGCAAAACUACAAGGAACUGAAAUUGCAGAGGGCAUCGGCUGGUAUGGGUCAAACUGGAUCUUCAUCUGCAGAGUUAAAAAGAUUGAAGCCCCCUCCGCUCCGGAUGUCCCCUGAAUUUCUGUCAAGAACGUCAGAGUCUGGACUUCCUGAACCAUCUCGUUCCCCAGAAGAACCUGGAGAGAUCCAAGAGCUUCCCCAUUUGAAAAAGAUGUCUGAGAGUGACACAGAAAGGAACUCUUUCCCCUUGGCACAAGAAAUGGUGCAGCCUGAGAAGGAUGCCUCUCCUGCUCAUAGGCAGUGUUUUGACUUGGAUGACCUUGUAAGCUCCACUCCAGAACUGGGAUCUGACCCACAGCAAACAAGCAGCCCCUUGAGUACCACCCUCGAGCGCAACACGGUCUCCCUUUUCGCCGAGGUCUCGGGCCUCAGCCCUGAACUUCUCAGUGAUAUGGACGACGGUGCCGAUUUGCAGGGGGAUGCCUUAGAAACUCUCAUGGCAGAAAACACUAAGCUGCAAGAGGAACGGAUUGCUCUGGAUACUGCUCGGCGCCAUCUCAUUGCUCGUGUGGAAGAGCUUACUGAAGAGCGUGAGUCACUGCAGAUGGAGCGCGAGGGGACACUGGGGGCUCUGAGCCGCUGUCAAGCCCAGCUGAAGGAGGCUGAGUUGGAACUUAUCCGGAUCCGACAGGAGUUUGAGGAUACGAGACGUUCAAGCGAGGAGGGGGAGGCUGAAGGAGGCUCAUCCCGACCCCAGAGAUUCACCCGAGCUGAGAUGGCAAGAGUCGUGAUGGAGCGUAACCUCUACAAGGAGAGGCUGAUGGAGUUGCAGGAAGCUGUUCGACGUACUGAGCUACUAAGGGCUUCACGGGAGGAACAAGCUGUUCAGAUGAAAAAGUCGUCUUUCUGGAAAAUCUUUGAUCGUUUAUUCAGCCCUUCAGACUCUCUCGAGAGAUCACCUGCUUCCCCACUGCCUCCAGGGAGGUCCCGGUCUAGCCCCAGUGGCCGCAGUGAACUGGGGAGAAAUGGGGGGCAGUUGUCUCCAGCCUUGAGAUAUAUCCCACGAGCUACCUCACCCACCGCUGAGGCUGACACCUCCCCACAGCAGAAGCGGCAAGAACUGUAUAGGGAGAUUCGCUCACACAUCUGGCAGGAGCAUGGCCGGGCACAGAUCCAUGGAUGGAGCCAGCCACCUGAGCUCCAGGGUCAAGAUUUAUCUCCAAGGGGCACCAACAUCCCUGCACUUGUUCAGUUACGGAUGCUGGAUCAGAAAGAUCCCAGUACCAAGCUCUGGUGUGCUGCAGCUUCACUUGGGCCUGAGUAUCAAAAAUUGCUAGAGGUGGGUAGCCCCCACCAGCGCAUCACAGGCAGCUCACAGCUCUGGGUGGCUGCAGGAACCCACUCUGCAAGUGAAGUGACUCUCUUUGAUGCCCAGAACUCAAACCAACUCCUGGAACACUUUGUCUUGCCUGGAGUUCACAUCUUCUCCAUUGCCUGUGUGCCUGGCCUUAACAUCCCUGACAGUGAGAGCCCAGAGGUAGAGCCAGAGAUUCUUGAAGAUCCCCUGGCGCCUGGAUCUGACAGCGAGGAUGAAACACGGGAGAUGGAGGCAGUUGGCACAGAACCCACCAUCUGGUUUGGAACCCAGGAGGGAUGUAUCUAUAUUCACUCUGCAAAGGCUGACUGCCGACGCUGCCGGGGACGAGUGCAGCUGAAGGAUGCUGUCCAUUGUAUUGUCCAUACCCAGGGCCGUGUAGUAGCUGCAUUAGGGGACGGAUCUCUGGCUAUUUUUCACAGGAACCUGGUCCGGAAUUGGGAUUUGCGUACCCCACGCCUGGUCGACUUGGGAAGGCCACGGCGCUCCAUCCGUUGUGUCCUUCCUGUGCUGGACCGGCUGUGGUGUGGAUACGGAAACCGGGUCUAUGUGCUAGAUCCUCGUACAGCUCGCAUCCAGCGGUACUUUGAGGUGACCUCACACCCAGAAAGCCAAGUGCGGCACAUGGUGGCAGCCAGUAGUGGCGUCUGGGUCUCAAUUCGUUUGGAUUCCUCUCUGCGCCUCUUGCACGCAGAGACUGGGCAGCCAUUACAGGAAGUGGAGCUGGGCUCCUUCAUCACCCGUAUGCUUGGACCAAGCAGCCUUAGUUUAGCCUUGAACAUCUCAGCACUUGGCGCUUUUGGGAAACGGCUGUGGGUUGGCACAUCUGGUGGCACCAUCAUCUCUCUGCCCUUCACCUCAGAGUUUGCUGGAAGCUCAGAGCCUUCCUCCACUACUAGUAUCCCUUACUGUGCCAUGGAGCAAGCACAGAUCAGCUACCACGGGCACCGUGAUGCUGUCCGCUUCUUUGUCUCAGUCCCAGGGUGUGUGAAUCCUUCCUCUUCUGAAAGUGCUCAAGAAUUGCACAGCCAAGAGAAGCUGAGCAGAUGCUGCAGCUUGGUACUAAGCGGCGGAGAGGGGUAUAUAAAUCUCCGGAUAGGAGAUGACACAGAUGAGCGCUAUGGUGACUUGCUUUUCCCGAACCCACGCCUCCGUCGAGCUGAGCGAAGCCACCUGAUCGUCUGGCAGGUGCAGGCCUGAGGUAGCCUCAGUGGUGACGGUGGACACAACUACUGCUUUCUGAUGGUGUGGCUUGAGUUCCCCCUCAGAAGGAAUGGCACGUUUGCCCUACAUCUUUUCCUCACUGUCACUUACCCUCUUUCCCCUCAACUUGGUUAUGGGAUCUGCAGGGUUUGAAGAAUGAUUACUUAAAACAUGCACAGACCAGUGAAGUGGAUAAAAGCCAUUUGGACACCAGGAUUGUUUUGUAAACUUGGAAUCUGCAGCUGGUUGGUUUUUGUGAUUUUUUUUAAUUCCCCCCUUUUUAAAAAAUCUCUACUUUCCAUUGCUUUUAAACAGGAUACAGCUGUGUAAUAAAUACCUCUACUCUCCUUUGGACUGCCCUUCCCAUUUUCAAUCCUGCUGCAUUUCCUCACUCCUCCCUUUAUUGCACACUAGUAGCAGUUUACCCCUUACUGGAUAGUUGGGUGAGAGCCACAAUUCAGAAUGCCUAGGGCUUUUAAAAGAGCUAUUGUACCAGUUGGAAAUGACAAAAUGGACUGUUCCAGUGAUUUGGAUUGCAAGAGACCAAGAACUAGGGCUUCUGGACAAUUCUGGAAGAAGAGGCAUGCCCUAAGUUGAUUGAAAUGACAACCUUCACCUGGCCUUUUGCCUUCUACUUUUGAGCAUGUUUUUUCCCGAUGUGUUUCUGAUUCUGUGGGUUGGAACCUGGGAACAAGACCUGGAGGAUCUGGAAGUAACAGGCAUGGACUUGGCAGUGCCUGUCAACAUAAGCUGUAGCACUACUCAGAUUAACCUCAAGGGGAGCCCUUUUGUCUCUUCAUUGCUCUAGAAACUGAACAGGGAUUGGUUGCUUCCUGAAGCUUUUGAGUAAACCUGAUCCUGCCUGAAGCACCGGAAUGACGCCAAGGUCAACACACUGUGCUGUUAAAUUUCUCAGGGUUGCUGUUUGUUGUUUGUCUUGUUUCAGCAGGGUAAUUAGGGCCUCUGGCAACAUCUCAGGAUCUUUUUCUGUCAGAUGGUUUCUCAAUAAAGCUUGACAUUUAUUUA
This is a messenger RNA of Sceloporus undulatus (fence lizard), 5085 nucleotides long. RefSeq names its product C-Jun-amino-terminal kinase-interacting protein 3-like. Bases 988 to 4056 code for a protein of 1022 amino acids. The record is from RefSeq and is a predicted model, not a curated record. Gene Ontology annotation, cellular component: cytoplasm. Gene Ontology annotation, molecular function: JUN kinase binding; MAP kinase scaffold activity; signaling receptor complex adaptor activity. The transcript is spliced from 27 exons. NCBI's taxonomy places the organism in Eukaryota, Metazoa, Chordata, Lepidosauria, Squamata, Phrynosomatidae. Gene Ontology annotation, biological process: vesicle-mediated transport.